Penaeus monodon (black tiger shrimp) is the source of this 1420-nucleotide messenger RNA. RefSeq lists its product as uncharacterized. Bases 44 to 1243 code for a protein of 399 amino acids. NCBI's taxonomy places the organism in Eukaryota, Metazoa, Arthropoda, Malacostraca, Decapoda, Penaeidae. The record is from RefSeq and is a predicted model, not a curated record. The transcript has 3 exons.
CUGGAUCUCGUGGGGGACGGUUGAUGUCGCUCCGCCUCUCGCCAUGUCUCUCUUGUGCAUCUUCCUCCUGACGUCUCUGGCAGCCCUCGCAGCAUCCUUGCCUCGCGGGAUCACAGACGACAGAAAGUUCGUCCUGGAUAACGUGUUCAUCCCUCCUUCGGCGCCCUACGGCUUCGUCGUCGGGGAGAUUCGUGUCUUCUCCAACGAAGUCACCAUCAGGCCGAGGUCUCGCAGACCACCGGGAGGAAAAACGCCACCCCGAGGGACCCAGCCAUCUUCGGCGCUCGAGACGGGUUUUGUCGUCAACCCCGUCGUGACCCCCCGCCCUGUCGUGACCUCUCGCCCUGUCGUGACCUCUCGCCCCGUCGUGACCUUGCAACGGGCCGGCCAGGUAGAUAAUGAGCCGACAACGACAGGUGCGACGGCGAACGAGGGCGUGAAACCCGACCUGGGCGUGAAGACGUUCGGGCAAAUCAAGUCCAACAGCGGCUUCGAAUCGCGCCCGACGGAGGAACCUGAUUCACGCGAAGCUCUUCCAGAAGCGAGGCCCUUGAGCUCGAGCUCGAUUGUCAAGGCCAACCUGAGCUUCAGACUCGAGGAAAUGCUGAGGGAGAGACCGACGACGGAGUCACAAAGCAAGACGGGGAUUCGGACGAGCUCGGAAGACGUCGCCCAGCAUCCGAAGUCCCUCGUGAGUUCCGAAUCCCGCGCCGAACCCAAACCGAAGCCGCCGCAAGACUUCGAAACACUGGAGGAACUCGAAUCCUUCUUGUCGUCGAGCUCAAACGACGAGUUCGAGGCGUUCCUGAGGUCCAGCACCGACGAGGAACUGCAGAACUUUCUGAGACUAGCCACCGAAGAGAAAUCGGAGCCCUCCCCUGCCCCGGAGGCGGACGAGGACCUGCAGGCCUUCCUCUCGUCGGACUCGAGCAAGGAGUUCGAAGCCAUCGUCAUCCCGGGCCUCGGACAGGAACCGGGCGCCAUCAUCAUCAUCGGUCCGGAACACGAUUCGAACCCGGCCGAACGAACCCACGCCAAACGCACGACAGAACCCGUUUCGAAGCUUCGAGAACCGGCAACAGCGGCGCCUGAGCGGGCCUUGAAGCUCGCAGAACCAGAGGCAGCGGCGACGAGUUCGGAAGCGCAUUUCGGCAACGACGACGACGAAGACCUCCCGGACAUGAUCAUCUCCGGAGCCACGAUCACGUUCACGCGGCCGUUCAGAGAGCGGAGCCGGCGGUGAGAGGGCGCGCGGGCUCGGUGUGCUUGUCCCUUUGUUUGUUUACCUGCUUGUAUACAUAUCUGUUUGUUUGUUUGCUUGUAUACUCGUGUUUGUCUUUGUUUGCUUGUAUGUGUGUAUUUUGCUUGUCCGUGUUUGUUUUUAUGAGUGUGUGUGUGUGUGAGAGAGAGAGUGAGUGAG